AUGGAUUCAACACGUUUAGUAGUCGUUUUGUCAACUCUUCUAACGACUUUUUCACUUCUUGCUAUUAUUGUCAUCUUACCAAUAGUUUUUUCAUACAUCCAACGUUCGAAUACAGCAAUGCUUUCACAGCUUUACAAGUGUAAUAUUAAUAAUAACAAUAUUUGGAAGAAUGUCUUACAACUUCAACUAAUUACUCAAUCAAGAACACGUCGAGCGAGUUCUACUUCAGCAAGUCAACCUUCUGCAACAUGUUGUAGUUGCCAACAGGGUAAACCUGGACCUCCUGGUAGAUCAGGUAAACCUGGUAAAGAUGGAAUCGACGGAGCACCUGGUGUGCCAGGAAGAGACGGUAAGCCUGGAAAAUAUGUAUCUCCACCAAAACCAAAUGAAAACACUUGUCAAAAAUGUCCAACAGCUCCACCAGGGCCUCCAGGACUACCUGGACUCAAAGGACCAAGAGGGCCUCCAGGAGUACCAGGAGCGCCAGGGGAAAAUGGUCCUCCAGGUCGAAAAGGACCACCAGGUCCCACUGGAGUUCGAGGUGCUCCUGGACCAUAUGGACCAAAAGGGCCACCAGGUGAUCCUGGACGCAUACUAAAUGGUGCACCAGCUGGACCUCCUGGACCUCCAGGACCGACUGGACCGAGAGGCCGCACUGGAAGUCCUGGAAGAGAUGGAAAUCCAGGAACGGAAGGCGCAGCAGGAAUGAUUGGAGAACAAGGUGAACGAGGGAUCAAUGGUUCACCGGGACUACCAGGACCACCAGGACCUCCUGGAUCACCUGGAAUUAAAGGUAUUUGUGAUCAUUGUCCUCCUUUGUCAAACAAAUUACCACCAAAAGAAACUCAUGAAUCUGUCAGUACAAUCAGUGAAACCGUUCCGGACUCCACAACACUAGAGGAACCAGAACAUUAUGGACCAGAACAUAUGGAUCUCGAUGUGCCCCGAUAUUACAAUAAUGAACCUGUGAAGGGAUCUAAUAAUCCUCCAUUGGGAUAUCAUAUUAACGGAGAUUCGAAAUCAAAAAAUGCAGAUGUUGAAAAUAUUGGAAAGGAAAAAGCACUAAAUCAAGAUCCAUACAACACACAACGACUGCAAAGUGUGCAUCAAGUUGCAUCUUACGAUUCCAAACGUUAUCCAAUGGACAAACAAGCGGCACCACCAGCAAACAGAAGAAGGACUGGUUACAGCUUAUACUAG
Molecule: messenger RNA, 1200 nt
Organism: Thelazia callipaeda (thelaziosis nematode)
Lineage: Eukaryota; Metazoa; Nematoda; Chromadorea; Rhabditida; Thelaziidae
Source: the annotation of a GenBank genome assembly